AUGCCGCGCCUCACGCACGGCUUUCUCCUCCUGCUGCUUGCCCUCGCAACAGCCACCUCGUUUGUGGCCGCGUUCCCCGCUCCCGGCGGUGCCAGGCCACUGCAACCCAUUGCUGUCCGCGCUGCCACUGCGGCGGCCGCAGCCCAGUUGAAAAAGAGCGAACGCGCCUACUUGCAACCAGCAAACAUUCGCAAGCUUGAGGCCCCAACAAAGCUCCAACCCCGCCAGGCCACUCCCAGCAAGCGUAUGGGCCAGCGCAGGCGCAACGUGAAGCGCGACACUGCCCCCAAGAAGAAGGAUUACUCGUCCUUCCUGUGUCCCGGUGGUGCCGUGGCUUGUCCUGUGGUCGACGACCCAGAAGGCAUCACUUCCGAGUCGGCCGCCACUCUGGAGGCGUCGCUCACUGCACUGGCCGACUGGUUCCGUGUGGGAUUCGAGUGCAUCGAGCUGGAUUCAGAGCUCAACCAGUGUGGUGGAUGUCUCGCUUUGGGCAAGGGUCGCGAUUGCUCUGCCAUUGACAACGCUCGCCAUACAGGCUGCGAGAAGGGCACAUGUGUCGUCUUUUCGUGCACGGCCGGCUACACCAUCAGCGACGACCGCAGCACAUGCGUCCGCAGCCCCGACGAAGCUGUCUCGGUGCAGCAUUCGUUUGGUCGUCUCAUGUGA
Molecule: messenger RNA, 666 nt
Organism: Apiotrichum porosum
Lineage: Eukaryota; Fungi; Basidiomycota; Tremellomycetes; Trichosporonales; Trichosporonaceae
Exons: 2
Coding region: 1-666 (221 amino acids)
Source: RefSeq, a predicted model, not a curated record